This is a messenger RNA of Austrofundulus limnaeus, 4445 nucleotides long. Its product is annotated as leucine-rich glioma-inactivated protein 1. The coding region runs from base 798 to 2453 and encodes 551 amino acids. NCBI's taxonomy places the organism in Eukaryota, Metazoa, Chordata, Actinopteri, Cyprinodontiformes, Rivulidae. Gene Ontology annotation, biological process: myelination. Gene Ontology annotation, molecular function: protein binding. The record is from RefSeq and is a predicted model, not a curated record. The transcript is spliced from 8 exons.
CUGACACACUGGGCUUGUUUGGUUCAGUGACUGAAGCAAACGUAACGCUCUGCAGAAAUUCAUGACAGUGAAUGUUUUAUGUGAGUUUAUGGGGGAGGUGUGGGCUCACUCCAUAAACAACAGAUGUUUAAAUGACAGGGGGGCUUCCCUACACCCCUUCAUCACUGGUCAGAAGCAUCCUGCAUCACCAUGGAAACCGCGCACAGAAACGAGGAAAUAGCUGCAAAGUCCCCAAAAAAAGAAAAGCCCAUAAAUGACAUAUUAUUAAAUCUUAAGGAGACAGCUCUGCAGCUAAAUGUAUCAAGUUAUUUUUUUGGAUCUGCUUCCCCCUCCUCCUCCGCGUGCAGCGCGUCUGCGCCACACAGCCCACUGGCUCAUGUCAGGCUCACAUUUUCUCCCCCUGAUUCUGGAGAAAUUGCACAAUUCCUCGGCCCGUUGGGCGGAAUCCUCCGGGCUGGUGUCGGGGAGCGGAGCGCGGUGUUGCUGAAAUCAUCCAUAGGCGUGGUUUCGGAUGGAGAUGCUCCCUCUGAUCCCGCUGGGAUCCCCACCUGCCCUCAGUCCGCGUCUGCCACGGCGCCAGCUGGUGUCUUCCUGAGAUCCAGACUCCACAGCAGACUUUUCGAUUAGUUUCUUCUUCUUUUUCUUUUAGUUGUCACGGAAGGAUAUCGAUUGUGUGUCAUCGCAGUUCUGUGGGGGACGCUGGUUCGAUCCCCAGCAGGCGCGCAGGCAGGAGCGGACAGCGCGUCGCGUCGCUCGGCCUCCCCCCACGGGCAGGAACCACCGCACCCCCCCGGUUCAUGUGUAGGGCUGCGUGGAUGGAAAAUACACGCAAAAUGUCCAAAAGCUCGCUGUGGCUGGGCUCACUCGUGGUGGCGUCUGUUCUACUUUCGGUGGGCAGCAGGAGAGCCAAGCAGCCGCGCUGCCCCCUGUCCUGUACGUGCACCAAAGAUAACGCGCUGUGCGAAAGCGCAGGAUCCAUCCCCCGCAGCUUCCCACCCGAUGUCAUAUCACUGUCGUUCGUCAAGUCGGAAUUCACAGAGAUCGCUAAAGAGAGCUUCAUCCACACGCCUGCCCUGCAUCUGCUCCUCUUCACAGUCAACGACCUGGAAUUAAUCAAUGAGGAUGCGUUUGUCGGUCUUCCUCAUCUUGAGUACCUGUUUAUAGAAAACAACCACAUCAGAUCGAUUUCACCUCAUGCUUUCCGUGGACUGAAAACCUUGGUGCACCUGAGUCUGGCCUACAACAAUCUGGAGACUCUCCCCAAAGAUUUGUUCAAAGGUCUCGAGGCUUUGACAAAAGUUGACUUGCGUGGGAACCACUUCACGUGUGACUGUAAGCUGAAAUGGUUGGUAGAGUGGAUUUACAGCACCAACGCCACCGUGGAUCAGAUUUAUUGUAAAGGCCCGGCCUCGCAGCUGGACAAGAAUAUCAACGACUUGGAACCUCAGUCUUUUGACUGCAUCACCACAGAGUUUGCCUCUUACCAGUCCCUGAAGUUUGAGUCCAUAUCUGUGGAAGCAUUUUCUUUCGGGAACGACCAGUAUGUUGUCUUUGCACAGCCCUUCAUAGGGAAGUGCAGCUUUCUAGAAUGGGAUCACGUCGAGAUGGUCUUCAGAAAUUUUGAUGACAUCGACAGCACGUCUACAGUGAUCUGCAAACCUCUAGUCAUCGACGGCCAGCUCUUCAUCAUCGUGGCUCAGCUGUUUGGAGGCUCGCACAUCUACAAACGGGACAUCUCUGCCAACAAAUUCAUCAAGCUCCAGGGCAUCGACAUCCUGAGGAUCCGCAAGCCCAACGACGUGGAGACGUUCCGCAUCGACGGGGAGUCCUUUUUCGUUGUGGCGGACAGCUCCAAGGCCGGUUCCACCACCAUCUACAAGUGGAACGGCAACGGCUUCUACUCCCAUCAGUCCCUCCACCCGUGGUACAGGGACACGGACGUGGAGUACCUGGAGAUCUCCUCCAAACCUCACCUGAUCCUGUCCAGCAGCUCCCAGAGGCCCGUCGUCUACCAGUGGAACAAGUCCACCAAGCAGUUUGACCGACGCACAGACAUCCCAGAGAUGGAGGACGUCUACGCCGUGAAGCACUUCUACGUCAAGUCCGAUCUGUUCAUCUGCCUGACGCGCUUCAUCGGGGACUCCAAGGUGAUGCGCUGGGACGGGGCCCUCUUUAAAGAGUUACAGACCAUGCCCUCGCGAGGCUCCAUGGUGUUCCAGCCCUUCGCCGUGGGCAGCUGGCAGUACGCCAUCCUGGGCAGCGACUACUCUUUCACCCAGGUGUACCGCUGGGACGCCAAGAAGGGCGAGUUCGUCCGUUUCCAGGAGCUGAACAUCCAGGCACCAAGAGCCUUUUCUCCCAUUUCCAUAGACAACCGUCAGUUCCUGCUGGCCUCCAGCUUCAAAGGCAAAACUCAGAUCUAUGAGCAUCUGGUCAUUGAUCUCAGCAACUGAGGGAUUCUUCCCUUUUGUUUUGAAUUUUAUUGAAUGGUUAGUUGUGACUUUUUUUUGUGCGUGUGUAAAGAAAUUUUCCAUAGCAGAUGCAGUGCUGAUCAACUCACAUAGGAAAACUCAAGUACAUACAUUUUCAGUCAUUUUUAAACCCCAACAAAAUCCAUGCAUGAUCAGGUUUUAGACAAAAGCACGUGUCUCGACCAAAUAUUUUCUUCGAGAGGCAUGCAUCUGAAGGUAGAGUUAGAAUAGUUUGUGAAGUUUAAUGCAUGAAGGGUCUUACAUGGGCCAUCAACAAUCCACUAAAAACAGUCAAAAGUUUUGCUUUCCUUUUGCAAUCAGCUUUUUAGAUUGUUUAACAAUGUUUAUACGUUUAUCUCAUAUUUAUCUACAGAAGGGAAUAUUAAAAUACUUUUUAAGCUGACGUGUUUAAUGAAACAAAUCUGCCAAGCCAAAUGUUUACAUUUUUCCGUCUUUCCAAGAUUUGUAAAUGAAGCUUUUGUAUGUUUAAAAGAAGGACCAUGACAGAUUCUUAAUUGUUAGAAGAGGAUUAUGCAUAUAAUUAAAAAAACAAAAGUAUUGUAAGUCUACUUGUAUAUACUUGCAACUUACUUUUAUUGUUAAUUUGUUUAGUGUUUAAAGUACUGAACAGUUUUCCUUAUCUGAUCUGUUUCCAAACACUAAAGAAACUGAAAUGAAAAAAAUUAAGAAAAUUGUUUUAUGAUCUUUGACGAUUAUGUCUGCAAAAUACAUCCCUUGUGUCAUGAUUUAGACUAAUUCCAUGUUAUUUAGAGUCAAUAAAGAUUAAUAUUUCAUCUAAGCUUUUUGCAUGACAUAACUUUGUGACGUCCUGGAUCCUGACAGGAUCUACCUGAGAGAGAAAUCUCUUUAAGAGGUGUUGUGCAAUUACGACAAUCGGUGAGAAGUUAACUUAAAUAAAUACAAACAAAUAAAUCCUUUUAAUCUUCUCCGACAAAGUGCACGCCUCAAAUCUACAAAGCAGCACAUUACAAUGUCAUGAAAUAAAUACAAUAAAAUCAGCUGAAUUUAAAAAAUAAAAUAAAAACACAAGCAAGGAGAUACACAAGUACCUGCACAAUCACACCGACAGCAGGACUGAAUCUGGCUCUUUAGAAAGGCUCCACAGCAAUACUUCGAACAUUUGACUCCUCAUGCGUCUUCAGUCAUUUGGAUGCACACAUCUAGUAGGUUUCUUUCUAAAGUGAACCAAAUUAAACCCUGCGGUUUUCUGUAAUCGAGGACAACCGAACUAGCAUGAAAGAAACACAGAUGGUGCACACUCGUGUUCACCCUGGAAUACUUGUGCAACUGCUGCAGGGAGCUCCAAAUCCCCACUGCGGAGAGAAAAUAAAGUGAACACGUUUUCAGUCUGAACAACUCGUGUGUGGCGCAACUUAGUGUUGGGUUUUUUCUUCUUCUUUUUUAAGAGGCAAAAAUAACAGAAAAGGCAAAAGAACGUCUCCCUUAAAUUUCCACAACAUAACUUAGUGCUCUUUAAAUAAACCUGAAAACACUACUUUUAUAUUGUGGUUCUUACAGAUAAAAAAAGGGGGGGCAACUUAAAGAAAACUCAACAGAAAUUUGCUCUAAGAGACAUGAAUUAUAUUAGGAAAACUUAAUCCCAUGAAAAAAAAUGGUUUUAACAAUAAAAUUCUGUACAGAACUCAAAGUCAAUAUACAAUACAGUACCUGCAGGUGUUAUGCAUACAGUACAAUUCUUUUUAUACAUAAGUUUUAGUAUGGGCUUCAGCCUGCUCUAUAUACUGCCUUAACACAGGUGGAAAAGCGGUUAUCUUUAGCUUACAGUAAUUUUAAUGGUUAUUCAGCGAGGAGAUAGACCUCAAAGUAUUUAGAAAAAAAAACGGGCUGAAAACAUUAUUGCGGGAUGGUCAUCUUCAGUUGCAUACUGCAUGUGUUACAUGACGGCGUCUGACGAGAGAGACGAGGCCGGACCGAAAGAGGAAAACAAAAAAA